AUGAUCGAAAACUGUACUCUGUCGCCGCUUGUCAAGGAGUUUCCUCAUACAACCCCUCAGUUAAACCAUCUGGUUAAUCACGACAGUUCCGUUCUCGCCCUCGCCGUUAGCCAUGACAGCAUCUUUGUCGGCACUCAGGAUGGCGAGAUUGUUGUAUGGGCACUGGGAACCUUUGAGGAAAAGUAUCGAGUACAGGCGCACAAACGUAGCAUCAUGUGCUUGUUCCUAUCAGAUGAUGAUUCUCUUCUCUGCUCGAGCGCGACUGACCCAAUCGUCAACGUCUGGGAGGCCCACAUGAUGACUCGUCUCUACGAGAUUUACAGCCCUCACGACUCAUUCGGCGACAUCUUCUCCGUUGCGUACUCUUCCCAGCAUGACACGAUAUACUUUGGCUCCCAAAACACCACAAUCCAGUGGUGCUCGCUGAGGGAUCCGCAGCGAAUAGUGCGGCAGGAUUCGUCAAGCCACCCCGAUCGUCGAAAUCACCGAUUCUUCGACUCUCGGGGCGUAACGGGCGGCAGUAUACCGCGGUCUACGGAUGAGCGAUAUACAUUGGUCCCACGAGCACAAACAGUUCUUGAAACUGACCGGAGAGCUUGCACAUUUUACGCUCACUACGGCUAUGUUUUCUGCAUGAUCUUGACACAAGGAGCUACAGAUCUCGUGGAGCCUGAGGACGAUGUUUUGAUCUCAGGUGGUGGCGAUGGAACGAUUAAGGUGUGGCGACUGGGUGGGCAGGGCAUUGGUCCACACGGGAUGCACAAUGGUCUUGAGGAACUUAUGGCUCUCGGAGAAGACGAUGGAGAGUCAGUCAUGUCGCUUGCCAUUGAUGGUUCAACCCUGUGCAGCGGCAAGCUCGACGGUAUUAUCGAGUUUUGGGAUCUGAACACCAAGCAGAAGCUUCGUGUUGUAAAGGCUCAUGCGAGUGAUGUCACAUCAUUACACAUCGGUUGUGGUUACCUGUGGAGUGCCUCAUAUGAUGGCACCGCAAGCAAACACAACAUUGCGCACCAUGAUGACUACGGGCCUGGCUCAUUAGAGAGUUCUGGGCAUGCUUACCAACCCCUCACGCAAUUCAGAGCUCAUGAGGGUAAGGUUUUAGCCACAGCCAUUGCGAGUUAUCAGGACCACCAACUCUACAUCACCGGAGCGAAUGACAACAAUGUGGCCGUUUGGGAGGUCAAAGAUCGCCCGCUUUCUGAGCACCGUUCGUCGGAGCAGAAGGAAGACGAGAUGAUAGCCUCCCUUGGCGAGUUUAUGUCGCAUAAAACAAUCUCUUCAAGCCAAGAAUCUGCCCAAGAUUUCCGACGAGGGGCUGGGUUUCUUUACAACUUGUUCCGCUUGCAAGGGGCCACAGUUGACAUGCUCGUUACAGAUAACCGACAACACCAGCCGGUUGUGUUUGCGAAGUUUAAUGGUAGUCUCGGGCCGCCUGAGAAACGAAAGAGAAUUCUCUUUUAUGGCCAUUACGACGUGGCGGCGACAAUGGCAGAUGACAAAACGGACAUUGAAAGUGCUGAUCCCUUCCAGCUUCGAGGCAUGAAUGGGUAUCUGUACGGGAAAGGUGUGAGCACCAAUAAAGGACCCAUCAUAUCCGCCUUGUAUGCUGUUAAAGAUCUCAUGGAGACGAAAGAGCUGUAUUCAGACAUUAUUUUCUUGAUUGCGGGCGAUGAAACAACCGGUUCUCGAGGGUUUCGGGAGAUUGUACAACGGAACAAGGCCAAGAUUGGUCACAUUGACUACAUCCUCCUCAGCAAUGGCUACUGGCUUGACGAUAAGACCCCUUGUCUGACGUACGGUCUCCGAGGAGUUCUCCACGCCACUGUCUGCGUCUCCUCCAAAACUUACAAUCUUCACUCAGGUGUCAACGGUUCGUAUAUAGCUACUGAACCGUGGACAGAUCUAAUGUUGGUCUUGUCGAAUUUGAAAGGGCCGCAUAACAAGAUUUUGUUACCCGGUUUCUAUGACGGCAUUCUGCCACUCACCCGCGCCGAAGAGACUCGAUAUGACAAAAUCACCCUCCUGCUUUCUUCAAAGAGCCGUGAUGCGGCAAAUCUGAAAACUUCUCUUAUAGCCAACGGACAAGAACCAAGCUUGACUAUUCAUGAUUUCAAAUUGUCACGGCCCCAGAACAGCUUAGGCCGUAGCCACGCAUGUGCACACAUCAGCUUUGAACUAGUGCCGGGUCAAGAGGUCGACGAGGUAGCCAGAGCGCUGAAAGUUUACCUCGAAAAGAAGUUCCACACUCUGGAAAGCGACAAUCAACUAUCAUUGCAGACUGACAUCGUAAAAGAGCCUUGGUUGGGAGACCCUAGCAGUCACAUAUUCCAAACCCUCGAAGGUGCUGUGCUUGACGUCUGGGAUUCCACUUUUGAUCACCAGCUUGGAGUCGCAAAUGGAGACGAUCUUCGUGUUCUUGAUGCUGGCAACUUUAAGCUUAACGGAGGCUAUACACAAGAAUUCUACAAGGGCAAUGGAAACUACCGAAAAUCUACAAAGCCGCUAUACAUUAGAGGGGAUGGAUCCAUUGCAGCGACUCGAUUUCUCGAGAAGGAGUUCAACGCUCCCGCUGCACACCUCCCUUGCGGCCAGGCGAGUGAUGGAGAACACUCGGGCACUGAACGAAUCAGGGUUCUUAAUCUGUUCAAGAGUCGAGAGAUCUUGAGCCAUGUUUUCCAGAAGCUUUAA
Colletotrichum truncatum is the source of this 2688-nucleotide messenger RNA. Lineage: Eukaryota; Fungi; Ascomycota; Sordariomycetes; Glomerellales; Glomerellaceae. The record is from RefSeq and is a predicted model, not a curated record.